GGCAAUAUCAUUGCUUGGAGCUCAAACUCUAGUGCUUUAUCUCUUAUUUUUGUAUAUUCUCUAGACUAUGCAAGUGCCAAUGUGCUUGCUGGCUAUGACAAAUUGCAAGUCCUACUUCUUGGCAAGAAGUAUGGGUCUGGCGGCAAUGGUUAAUGAUGCUUUGUUCAGUUUUCUUUGCUUUUUUCACACUUGGGUUAUUUGUUCAGUUUUCUUUGCUUUUUUCUUCUAGUUUCAAAUGCAAGAAAGGAUUAGUUUCUAAUGUUAUAUUUUUAUGGUUAAAAAAGUGUAUAGAUGUCGCAUUUGAUCACUCGUCGUCGGAGUGUGACCAAUGCGCCUUCCGCAUUAUCAGCAUCUACUGCUCCAGUUGUGAGUGCUCCAUUGAUUGGGGAGCCUACACCCCUUGCUGAGCCUGCUGCUACGGCGUCCCAGGUGCCUGUCUCAUCGACGUCAUCAGUGUCGGUUGAGCAGGUCAGUGCACGGCGGCCUCACCGGCGCCGUCGUAAGCCGGAGCCUUCUGAUCACACUUCCUCGGCAUCCAGAGUAGAGGGUGAGGCCUCCCAGCCAGCUAAAAAAACCACCAGGGGACCUAAUCGAAUGUUGAAGCAGUUAGAGGGCGCACGGCAGAACGGCUCCAAGAUCAAGAUUGUGUAUGACCCGCGACAUUGUGGAGCGGCUACCUCACAACAGCAUAGCGGCAUCGCUACUAGCUGUGGUGUUGUUAUUCGAGAUAAUUGUCCCUUUCAGCGGGGGUCUUGGGCAAAAAUUCCCGAGGAGACGAGUACAUUGGUGCGAGACAAGUUGUCGUGCGUUUAUGAUCUUGAGGACAUAUCCCCUGAGGCUAUGGCCUACUUAGAGGGGACCUUAGCAACCCGAUACAAACAAUGGAAGAACAAUUUUCACACGCUUUUUAAGCAAUGGAAUGAUCCGGAGAUUGCUCGUCUACAUGUUCCAAUCGAGUUGAAGGACCGGCCAGAGGAUUGGGAGUGGCUUUGCAAACAUUUUACGGACCCAAAAUUUGUGAAGAAAUCUAUUGCUGGCCAGAAAGCUCGGGAGUCAAAGACACUUCUCCACCAUUCUGGUUCAAAGCCCUUUUCGUAUAGGCUUGAGGCACGACGUGAGGAGGGUUCUAUGUUCCCAGAGAUCGACAUGUUCGAGGAAGUUUACGUUCGACCUAAUAAUGAGACCACUAAGCAACUUCAUGCUACUAUGGUGGAAAAAAGAGAUGCUGUUCUCCACGAAGCAACAUCGCAGCUUCCCUCGGAGACUUCGAUCGAGGACGUCACGCUACCUGAGGAUGUAGGUUUUCAGAUCAUGACUGAUGUCCUGGAUCGGAAUUUCGGUCGUCGUCGUGGCAAGGUUGUUCGAGGUAUGGGGAAAGUGCGAGUUCGUGAGACGGGUGCCUCUUCUUCCAGAUCGAAAAGAGUAGAGGUCAAUGCAUUGAAGGAGGAAGUGACGCAGCUGAGGGCCGAGGGUGAGCAGAUGAAGGUGCAGCUGAGGGCCCAGGAUGAGCGGAUGAAGGCCCAGGACGAUGGAGGUGAGGACCUGUGUCGGGAGGGUGCAAGAACUUGUACAAGCCAUACAGAUGGCUGGCCUCCAAAUCUCGCUACCAGCACCUCAUCUUGCUCCACCUUCGACCUCAGACCCAUCUCGCCCUGCCGAUACCCAGUAGCUUGAUGUAUUAAACCAGUUCACUUGUAGUUUUUUUUUUGUUUGGACA
Molecule: messenger RNA, 1717 nt
Organism: Malus domestica (apple)
Lineage: Eukaryota; Viridiplantae; Streptophyta; Magnoliopsida; Rosales; Rosaceae
Source: RefSeq, a predicted model, not a curated record